Messenger RNA from Labeo rohita (rohu), 3552 nucleotides. RefSeq names its product lin-54 DREAM MuvB core complex component (gene lin54). The transcript has 15 exons. Gene Ontology annotation, biological process: regulation of DNA-templated transcription. The record is from RefSeq and is a predicted model, not a curated record. Bases 480 to 2849 code for a protein of 789 amino acids. Gene Ontology annotation, cellular component: nucleus. NCBI's taxonomy places the organism in Eukaryota, Metazoa, Chordata, Actinopteri, Cypriniformes, Cyprinidae.
UUGAAGCGAAUAACCACAAAUAAAACGUCAUUUGUCUCUAUUUCGCUCCUCCUUUGUGUGACAAAACCACAAAUCCUGCUGUUUUUCUUCUCCCACUGUUUCUCAUGUCUGAACUGAUGACGAGAUGAAAAUGGCGGAUCUUUCGAAAUCCAACCCCGGCCUGAAAUAGACACGCAGCUCGCUAACUCGCUUUAACAGGACUUAAUUCAAGAGGCAAACAAACCUGCCUACAAUAACUCAUAUGUGUGCCUUGUAAAUGGAGAUAUUUCCAUGGCAACAGAAUAGACAGGAAAGCAGGCGCGUCGAAUAUCAACAAACUCCGUCUGAUGUGAAACUGACAGGCGGUCUUGUUUGGUUUCACUGAAUUAACUGUAGAGAGAAGUCAUUAGAACUAUUGCAAGUCUAAAGUCAUGGAAAUAUUUUAUGGAGAAUAUUUGGGAAAAAUCUAAAACAUUGUGUUUUCAGUAAGUUUGUACACGAUGGAUGUGGUUUCACCUGAGCUCAACAGCCUCCUCCCUGAUGAGAUUAUGGACACGGAAGCCAUCGCGAUGGAAGAGGAGCUCCCUGCCGAGCACCUCGCUGCUCCUCCCCAACCUGAACCGGAUCCGCCGCAGGUUCCUAUGGAAACAGAGGUGCCUGAAAUCGUCAGCCUGUGUCCAGCCACCACAUCUAUGCAGAUGACCUCCACCUCCAGCGACGCUCAGAGCAGCACCAGCUCGGGAACUCAACUCCUCCUUGCCCCCUCCGGCCUCAUUGCCGGUACCACAACCACAACCACCACCACCACCUCUGCCAAAACUCUGACUCAAAACCUCCCUAAAAUCUCUAGCGUUACUGUCCCGGCCAACCACCAGCUCAUCAUCAACAAAGUGGCCGGCGCCCCCGCUGCAGAUGGCAAGUCUCCAGGCACUGCUGUGCUCAAGCCAGAGGGCCAGAAACUCUUGGUUGCCGGCCUUAGUAAAACAGGGCAGCCUAUUAUGUUGGCUCUGCCCCACACUUGGAACAAGCCCGCCACUACUCAGGGCGCAGGGGACGCCAAGGGCCAGCCGACGCAGAUCAAAAUGGUGACGACGGUAGGGAAGCCUGUGAUAGCGGUGAGCUCAGCCAGUCAGCUGAUGGGCACCUCCACCACACUGCAGGCCCAGCAGCUGAAGACGCUUCAGCUCACAAAGAAACCCCCAGUAUCUACAGCUGGACCGAUGAUAACAAAGCUCAUCAUAACAAAAGCCCUGAACAAUAAAGGACUGUCCAGCCCAGCUUCAGUGGCUCCUGUAGUGACUGGGCGAGUUGUUACCCAGAGUACUCCAGUGACACCUCCACGCACCAUCACCAUUGGUGAGACCGUCAGCACUGUGCCACAGAAUACUUCUGGUAACAGCAAAGUCGCCAUCUCGCCUCUCAAGUCUCCCAGCAAGCUGACUGUAGUUUCGGUGGCCAGUCAGUCUCCAAACUCGCCCCAGAAGUCUGUGACGCUGCCGCUCAACGUGGCUCUGGGCCAGCAGAUCCUCACAGUUCAACAGUCUGCCGCAACCUCUCCAGCUAAAGCAGGAACCAGCCAAUCCACCGCACAGACUGUAAAGCCGGUGCAGACAGUGGGAGGAGUGGGAACAUCUCAGUUUAAGACCAUCAUCCCCCUCACCACACCUCCCAACGUGCAGCAGAUCCAGGUGCCGGGCAGCCGCUUCCAUUAUGUGCGUCUGGUAACGGCCACCACCGGCAGCAGCACCGUACAGUCGGGCAGCAGCACCAGCACCAACCCUUCCAUCCAACCAGCCAAGCCUGUGAUGAUGAAUGCUGCAGUACGGAUGUCUGUACCCAUCGUCCCAGCACAGACCGUCAAACAGGUUGUACCCAAACCCUUGACGUCAGCAGCCCAGGUGGUGACCACCAGUCAGACGCCCCAGCGUCUCAUCAUGCCAGCCACACAUUUGCCACAGAUCCAGCCCAACCUCACCAACCUACCGCCGGGCACUGUGCUCGCCCCCGCCCACGGCUCUGGGAACAUGGGCUACGCUGUGUUACCAGCUCCAUAUGUUACGCAGAUCCCUCAGCCUGCAUUUGUGACUUUGACCAGCAGCUCCACCUUCUCAACAGCCACCCCUAUACAGACUCAAGCCAGGCUUUCACUCAAUGGUUUAUCAACGUCCGAAGCAACUUCAAGGCCGAGAAAACCUUGCAACUGCACACGGUCACAGUGUCUGAAGUUGUAUUGUGAUUGCUUUGCCAAUGGGGAAUUCUGUAAUAACUGCAACUGUGUUAACUGCUUCAACAACCUUGAUCAUGAGAGUGAAAGACUGAAGGCCAUCAAGGCAUGUUUAGACAGAAACCCUGUGGCUUUCAAGCCCAAGAUCGGCAAAGGCAAAGAAGGGGAGUCCGACAGGAGACACAGCAAAGGCUGCAACUGUAAGAAGUCUGGCUGUCUGAAAAACUACUGCGAGUGUUAUGAGGCAAAGAUCAUGUGUUCGUCCAUCUGCAAAUGCAUGGGCUGCAAGAACUUCGAGGAGAGUCCAGAGAGGAAGACGCUGAUGCACCUGGCAGACGCUGCAGAGGUGCGAGUUCAGCAGCAAACCGCAGCCAAAACCAAACUCUCCUCACAGAUCUCAGAUCUACUCACCAGAACCACACCGGCCGUCACCAGCGGAGGCGGAAAGUUGCCAUACACAUUCGUAACAAAGGAAGUGGCUGAAGCGACGUGUGACUGUUUGCUGGAGCAGGCCGAGCAGGCCGAACUCACCAACCAACCUCAGGCCGUGGCAGAACGCCUCAUUCUGGAGGAGUUUGGUCGCUGCCUCAGGAGAAUCAUCAGUUUUGCUGGCAAAGCCAAGACGGACUGUCCCAUCAACUGCUAGAGCCGUGGCCCUAAGUGUUGCUGAACCUAGAACCGGGCUCCACCGAGGGCACUUUCGCCGGCCCCUUGUAUGGAUUCAUGGGCCUUCUAAUAAAAAAACACAAACCAGAACUUCCCAUUGGCCUGUGUGGAAAUGUGUGUGGAGGACGCACUAUAUUCAGUAGGAGGACUACAGUACUUGAUCGUAGCCCCUGCAUUGGACAUAAACUGUUUGCUUUAUUGGAAGGGGUUUAUUUUAGAACAAUCGAUACAAUUUUAAGGUAGUUUUUGUUUUGUUUGGCAGUGUUUUCCACUUUUAAAUCUGCAUAAUCAUGAUUUGUCUUUUAAAACUGGAUUUUCAUAUUAUCACUCACUGUCGUCUGAAAGCCCUUACUAAUAACCUCGGGAUGGUCAGGACCGGAAGGAACUUCCCUGCACAUGUGAUUACCCGUCUGAUCAUGACUUGUAUACAGUAAGUAGCCUGUACUGUAGCUUCAUUAUAUUUAAAUGCUCGCAGCAGAUUUUCUCCCUUGACCAGAAUUGGCUUCAGUCUUCAUCGUUCCAUUCAUGUUCAAGCAUGCAAACAUUCAGCUGGGCCGAAGGCUGUACGAGAUUGAAGAAGAGCACGGCAGUACAGAUGCCCUGUACUCCAAAAAUCUAUGAGAAUAGAUUUGAAUCUUUACUAAUGAAAAAAAAAAAAGCAGCUAAAUAAGCUUUGUAAUCCA